This is a messenger RNA of Erinaceus europaeus (western European hedgehog), 1045 nucleotides long. RefSeq names its product ADP-ribosylation factor 2. Gene Ontology annotation, cellular component: plasma membrane; cytoplasm. Lineage: Eukaryota; Metazoa; Chordata; Mammalia; Eulipotyphla; Erinaceidae. The record is from RefSeq and is a predicted model, not a curated record. The coding region runs from base 138 to 683 and encodes 181 amino acids. The transcript has 5 exons. Gene Ontology annotation, molecular function: GTP binding; GTPase activity. Gene Ontology annotation, biological process: vesicle-mediated transport; intracellular protein transport.
UACAAGAGACGGCGGGUGAUUGGUUAGCUGCUGUUCCCGCCCCUCGGCGGUCGCCAUUUUACAGAGGGGAGCUGAAAGCCUCAAGGCAGCGGUGUUAGGAAUCUAGCAGAGCGGCGACAGGUAACAGAUCGUUUAAAAUGGGAAAUGUUUUUGAAAAGCUGUUUAAAAGUCUAUUUGGGAAGAAAGAGAUGCGGAUUCUUAUGGUAGGGUUGGAUGCAGCUGGGAAAACCACCAUCUUAUAUAAACUGAAGCUGGGAGAGAUUGUGACGACCAUUCCCACAAUCGGUUUCAAUGUGGAGACGGUAGAAUAUAAAAAUAUCAGCUUCACAGUCUGGGAUGUUGGUGGCCAAGACAAAAUCAGACCUUUGUGGCGACAUUAUUUCCAGAACACCCAAGGUCUGAUUUUUGUGGUUGACAGUAAUGAUAGAGAGCGGGUCAAUGAAGCUCGGGAAGAACUAACCAGAAUGCUAGCAGAAGAUGAACUCAGAGAUGCAGUUUUAUUGGUGUUUGUAAAUAAACAGGAUCUUCCCAAUGCUAUGAAUGCAGCAGAGAUAACAGACAAGCUUGGCUUACAUUCCCUCCGCCAGAGAAACUGGUACAUACAGGCUACUUGUGCCACCAGUGGAGAUGGGCUUUAUGAAGGCCUGGACUGGCUCUCUAACCAGCUCAAAAACCAGAAAUGAUCAGAUCUUUCCAGCUCUUCAUUUCCUGUGCAUCGUGGCAAAAUCAGCUGCCUCUUCUGUGUGCAUGUGUGUGUGUGAGGAGCCAAGUGUGGCUUAAAGUGGGAGCAGCUUUCUCACGUUGUGCCUUACACAUGCUAUAAGAAAAAACCAGUCUUACAUUUUUUUUUAAAAGUGUUACGUUUUAAAUGCUACCUUCCAUUUCCGUCAUUUUGAUGAUCUUGGCAUUUGAUGGUGCAUGGUAGCCAUAGUGCUGUUUAUGGUGGAAAGGAAGAUUGUUGACAUGUGAACUGAGUUCAUUUGUUCAGCCCUGGGUCUGUCCGUUGCAUACUUGAGGUCCUGUUAGACUUUGGUGUCUUUUUUUU